Molecule: messenger RNA, 3420 nt
Organism: Belonocnema kinseyi
Lineage: Eukaryota; Metazoa; Arthropoda; Insecta; Hymenoptera; Cynipidae
Gene: repo
Product: retinal homeobox protein Rx-B
Exons: 4
Coding region: 671-1960 (429 amino acids)
Biological process (GO): regulation of transcription by RNA polymerase II
Molecular function (GO): DNA-binding transcription factor activity, RNA polymerase II-specific; RNA polymerase II transcription regulatory region sequence-specific DNA binding
Source: RefSeq, a predicted model, not a curated record
GAGUGUCCCGUGGCUCGCUUGUGGAUCAGUCACGCUGCAAGGUCCGACACAACUACUUCUCUUUUUUAACUCUGCUUAAAACUAAUUUAAAUUAAUCAUAACCACCAAGAAUUGAUCGCAAUUGGAUCAGAUUCCAUUACACGCGGCUGCGCCGGCAAUCAUCCUCGUUUUUGCAUAAUUGCUUAAGUGACACGCGGCGCCUACCGAAAACGCUUCACAAUAUCGGUUUGUUCCAAUCAGAAGAUAACAACAAAAUUAUAAAGUCUUCGAAAAUCAACAUUAACUUGUGAACAUCUUUUAACUAUUCUUCUGCGGUAAAAUAACUUUUAUAGAAGAAACGAGACAUCUUUUAUUAAAAGAAGACAGUACCCAAGUGACAAUAUUUACAAAACAAUAACGUUGCAUUAAAAGAAAAAAAAAAGGAUUGGAACAUUUUUUACAAUAAGAUCAGUAGCACAUUUUGGUCUUUAAUGUCGCAUGGGCAUUAACUUCUAUCCAAGCUUCACUCUUCAUCAGGGAACCCUCAAAAUCAAGAUUGCAAGUUCUUCCUGGAAAAGAGAAGGAAAGAACACUUGGCGAGUGGAAGAGUUUCGAUAAGUGCAAAGUUCGCGAAACAGUGCAACAUUCCUGUCUGGAAUUCACUUUGCGAGUAGGAGCUUUUGGCAGAGAAAUGGACGGUGGUCCCUUCGACGAUCCGAUAUUCUCGGACUUUGGAGGUCGCAGCGGAAGCGGUGUUCACAGCAUUCAGGUGAUGUUAGGUCUGCAUGGUGGUCAUCAUGGGGGCGAAUUGAUGCCGACCAGCGGACAUCUCCAUAAAUUGGAUUCAUCUAACAGUCCUCCUCCCCAUCAUCAGGCCCCCCAUCAUCAUCUGCAGCAGCAGCAACAGAAGGAAUUAAAGGAACUUGAAUUAUCAGGAAUGUACGCUCCACUUCCUCAGACUCAAGAUGUUACUACUUCUACCUCGAUGACUGCCAGUGCUUCGUCUAAUACUCUUCAGCAAGGUCUGCAACUGGGAAACUCGCUCAAGAGAAAACCGGAUGAUCCUUUGAGCAAUAUUGCUCCCGUUUGCAAUGAAGCACCGCCUACUAAAAAGGACUCCAAAAAGAAGACUGAUAACAAUGGAAUCAAAAAGAAGAAAACGAGAACAACAUUUACGGCGUAUCAAUUGGAAGAAUUAGAAAGGGCUUUCGAAAGAGCUCCUUAUCCUGAUGUAUUUGCUCGGGAAGAACUUGCGUUAAAACUCACCCUAUCGGAAUCUCGGGUUCAAGUUUGGUUCCAAAAUCGUCGAGCUAAAUGGAGAAAGAGGGAACCACCUCGAAAGACUGCUGGCUAUAUGGCAUCUGGAUCUGGCAGCCCUGGUUUAACUGGAUCAUUCACGUCCUUGAACAACACCCUGAAUCCUUUCGGAGCAACUACAACAACAGGAGGGCCGCCUGAUGCCUGGACGUACACCCCAACAGCGUAUGAUCUCGCUCCACAUCUCAACCUUUUGAGUCCUUCAAAUUCGCCCUACUCUACAUCCUUUGGCGGACCCAGUAACAAUGGAUCAGCAUACUCCUACGCCACGAUGUUGCCCCAACACGACUCUUCUAUUUUCUCUACGCCUUCAGGCAAUACAAUGAGAGUUCACCAGGACUAUAUGAACACCAACAGCAGCCCACCGCCUUCUCUUAGUCGUGAUUAUCAGACCAUUGUAACUCACUCUCCGUCAACUCAUCUUACUAGUUCAAUGUCUGAAGACGAGAAUCAGCAUAAUAAACAGCUGGAUUAUGUGAGUGGUCUCAGUCCAGCUGAGAAAUACCAACACGAGCAAGCUGAAUACUCCCAGCAGCAGGAUCAGAAACAAAAUUAUGCAAUGCACUCUCCUCCAGAUCGACAGUGCUUAAAAGACCAAGUGCUGAUUAAAAGUGAGCCUGGUGGUCAGCAGAGUUACGUUCAGUUGCCUCCUUUUCUAAACUGAUUCGAACCCUCGCAUUUUGAUACAUCGUAUAUUGCAGAGACUGGAAAUCGUCCUGAUUUUUGCUUCUAAAGAUUUCCGAUUACGUUGACUUUCAAUCAGGAGGUUAAUGAACAAUUCGCAGUGUUGUACAUCCUAAGUCGGAGAAUAGACUUUGGGAACUGAUCAGGGACAAUUUCGAGUUUUCAUAAAUGUUAUAUUUUCGACGAAAGCAGUCGCAGUCCUGAAACUACUAAGAGAAUUUACAAUAAUAAUACUAAAUUAUAAUAAUAAUAAAUCUAAUUGGAAUACAGUAUAAUACUCGAAGCGGGAUUCGCACACCUCUAUCAGGAAACAAACGUCCAUUAAUAUCUGUUUUGAUCACAUGUUGGACACAACCGUCGAUCACACCUAGUUCCUUAUUCUUUCGUUUAUGUUAAAAAACGACCACUAAAUUUUGUUGCACGUAAUUUGGGAUUUGCGCCUGCUGGUAUGGGUCUGAUAUUACUUGUUCGCAUUGGUAAGCAGUGAAUAUUACUGUGGGUUUACUCGUGAAAAAAAUACGAACAUGAGCCUACAGUAUAGGCAGGUAUAUAGGCCUGUCUUAACCAGCCUUAAACCUACUUUUUCUGGUCCCCAGAAGACUACGGUCCUUUUGUCUCCGCCGGCUAGUCUGUUGAGAGUAAAUAAACAUUAAACUGAGAGUAAGUAAACAUCAACUAAAAGUAAUACAGGUAUAGGUUCAGAGUUAUACCAGAAAAAGACUAAACCAUGUUUAAAACUGUUCUUGAAACGGUAUUAAAGCGGCAUUUCUUUUCACGAAGGUUGGAUGUUUCUGUCACUGUUCUUACAAUUAGCCAACACCUUUGUGCUCACAAGCUGUAAAGACAAAAAAGGCGACUGUUCACGACUGCUACAUAUAUAAUUUUUUUACUGUAUGGUAUCCCUCAGAAAAUUUUUAACCAAAAAUGAACAAAAAUAACUGACCUAAUGCUACUAAUUUAAUCAGGAUAGCUGACAUCGCCGCCGUCAUAUGCCUCCCCAAACUCACUGGCACCCUUAGCGGAUAUAAAUGUCAGUCAACCUCCGAAAAACAGCUGUGUUCGAAAAGUUUCUGUUGAAUUUGCUCGUCCGACGAAACUAUUCUCCGUUUUAAUCAAACAUCGAAAGAAUUUACUUGGUUCUUUUAUCUUUAGUGAGGCGAUUUUUGAUGUAAACAUGUGAGGUGUUGCUGGUUGCAAGCAGACGAUGUCAAGUUACCCAGGCCUUUGAGCUGCACGCUAAUAGUUACCUUGACGACGUGGUUAAACAAAGAAGAAUACCCGAUAUGUUAGGGUAAAUAUUACUCACAUGGGGUCAUUCUUGUUGGAGGUAAUCUUUACCCUGUAAUUCCGGUCAAUAUUAUACUCAAUUUUUUCUUUAAAGUUUUUACUAACUUCAGGCGAAAUUUGAGAUGUAUGUCAUUAUUCUUCGGUUAGUUCCGA